Molecule: messenger RNA, 1576 nt
Organism: Rhinopithecus roxellana (golden snub-nosed monkey)
Lineage: Eukaryota; Metazoa; Chordata; Mammalia; Primates; Cercopithecidae
Product: coiled-coil domain-containing protein 74B-like
Exons: 8
Coding region: 211-1311 (366 amino acids)
Source: RefSeq, a predicted model, not a curated record
AGUAGAGUCGGGGUUUCGCCAUGUUGGUCAGGCUGGUCACGAACUCCUGACCUCAAGUGAUCCGUCCGCCUCGGCCUCCCCAAGUUCGGGGGUUACAGGCGUGCGCCCCCGCGCCUGGCCCUGGACGCCUUGGAGGUCACUCCUCAGCCCGGAAGAGCAAGCGACAGGCCCCGCCCACGCCAACCGCCUCGGCCUCCGUCGCCCGUUUCCAUGGUGACGGGCGCCAGGCUGGGGCUGCCCGGCCACGGAGCCGGGGUGCAGCCGCGCGGGAAGGUUCCUGGCGAUGGCGAGAUGAGCGUCGCGGGGGUGGUGGCUGGGACACGCCCCCCUAGCUCGCCGACCCCGGGCUCCCGGCGCCGGCGCCGGCGCCAGCGCCCCUCCGUGGGCGUCCAGUCCCUGAGGCCGCAGAGCCCGCAGCUCAGGCCGAGCGACCCGCAGAAACGGAACCUGGACCUGGAGAAGAGCCUGCAGUUCCUGCAGCAGCAGCACUCGGAGAUGCUGGCCAAGCUCCACGAGGAGAUCGAGCACCUGAAGCGGGAGAACAAGGAUCUCCAUUACAAGCUCAUAAUGAAUCAGACAUCACAGAAGAAAGGCCAGGAGGCAAGCAUGGGCGUCUUGCAGGCGGCAGCACCGACACUGCGCUUUCCUGCAGACAGCCUCUCCACGUCAAGCUUCCAGUCUGUCAAGUCCAUCUCUAACUCAGGCAAGGCCAGGCCCCAGCCCGGCUCCUUCAACAAGCAAGAUUCGAAAACUGACGCCCCCCAGAAGGCAGACCUGGAAGAGGAGCCCCUACUUCACAACAGCAAGCUAGACAAGGUUCCUGGGGUGCAAGGGCAGGCCAGAAAGGAGAAAGCAAAGGCCUCUAACGCAGGAGCGGCCUGCAUGGGGAGCAGCCAGCACCAGGACAGGCAGAUGAUGGGGGCAGGGGCACACCCCCCAAUGACCCUGCCCCUUCACCUGCGAAAACCCACCACACUGAAGCAGUGCGAAGUGCUCAUCCGCGAGCUGUGGAACACCAACCUCCUGCAGACCCAGGAGCUGCAGCACCUCAGGUCCCUCUUGGAAGGGAGCCAGAGGCCCCAGGCAGCCCCAGAGGAGGCUGGGUCUAGCUUUCCCAGGGACCAGGGAGUCAUGCAUUUUCCUAAGGUCUCCACGAAGGGCCUCUCGAAGAAAUGCCUGCUUCUGAGCCCACCUGUGGCGCAGCGUGCCAUCCUGCCUGCCCUGAAGCAGACCCCAAAGAACAACUUUGCCGAGAGGCAGAAGAGGCUGCAAGCAAUGCAGAAACGGCGCCUGCACCGCUCAGUGCUUUGAGGCACCCAUAUCUGGUCAGUGCCAGGCCCACCAACCUGCCGCUGGAAACUGGUUCUCUAUAGCAUUUCCCGAUACUUCCACUACUUUUAGGCCUGGCUAAAUUCCAAGAUAGAGGACACUUAAAAUAGAUAAAAUACUUGAUCUCUAAACUAACAAACCAUUUAUUUUCUGUUAUUUUGGUAUUUAGCAUUUACAUAAAAAGCACAUGAUGAAGUAGGUAUCGCCUCACCUGUAGAAACUGAAAAUAAAGCUUGUUUAUUUCCAA